UUCAAAUAAUAGCUUGCUUGUGGCAUCAGAGUAUUUCCAAGACACCCUCACCGCUGAUAUGGUUGAAAACUUCCCACACUGUGACAACGUUUUCUCUCGCGACGAAUACAGGACCGAUGCCUUUGUAGUUUCAUUCGCGGUGUGCCCAUUGGAUGAUGCACACCCAAAGGACCCACCAUACCUAACUGGAGUUUUUAACUGCACUGGCUUGCAUCUCACCCACCCUGAUCUAACAGUUUUCAAAAUGGACAAAAGCCCCUGGAGAUUCACUGCCUUUCCAUCUUAUGUAAACACCUACAGAAAAAAUCCGAAACCCUGUGGACGUACGUAGCUUUCGUAGCAGCUGAUAUUCAUCUACUAAUGGUGCUGCAACUGGCUUUAAUUUUAAACUCAAUGCAAAAAAAAAUAACAUGUUUUUUAUUAUGGCAUUUUGAAAUAUAGUCUUAGGCAAGAAAAUAAAAAUUUAUAAAAAUAAGAUUUGAAAUUAGAUCAUAUUGAAAAGUUAAAAUUAAAUUUCCAAAUAAAUAAAUGCAUUUGAAUUGAAGAAAAAUUACCUAUUUGUUUUGUCGUGUUUAGUGAUAAAUAAACCAUU
Messenger RNA from Physella acuta, 592 nucleotides. RefSeq lists its product as uncharacterized. The record is from RefSeq and is a predicted model, not a curated record. Lineage: Eukaryota; Metazoa; Mollusca; Gastropoda; Physidae.